Messenger RNA from Brassica rapa (field mustard), 1026 nucleotides. RefSeq lists its product as uncharacterized. Lineage: Eukaryota; Viridiplantae; Streptophyta; Magnoliopsida; Brassicales; Brassicaceae. Gene Ontology annotation, molecular function: nucleic acid binding; zinc ion binding. The record is from RefSeq and is a predicted model, not a curated record.
UCAGGGAGGAUUAUCUGUUAGGAAGUAUGAGGCAGAGUUCACCCGUCUCAGGAAGUAUGUCCACUAUGGUCGAGAGGACGAGAUGAUGAUUAUCCGUAAGUUCCUUCGAGGACUUAACCCAUAUAUCAGGAGCAGACUUGAGGCAGUAGAGUUUCAUAGGCUUGCUGAUCUUGUUGAGCGUGCUGUGAACGUGGAGGAGGCCAUUGCUGCUGAGAGAGCUUCUUCUAGCCAUUCUGCACAACCUAGACGUCCAUCAGUUCAAAGUCAGCAUCAGCCACAUUCUCCUAUGCCGCGAGGACGGGGAGGUAGAGCUUUUCGGGGAGGUCGAUCUGGAGAUCCUAGACCUAGAACCCCAACUUGUUUCACUUGUGGCCAGCUGGGCCAUGUUAGGAGAGAUUGUCCGACCGUGGUACAGUUCCAAACGGCUGUACCAUCUCACAUUACUUGUUUCACGUGUGGAGAGAGAGGACAUUACGCGACAUCAUGUCCACACACUCAUCUCGCUCAGCCUGUUGUUUCGAGUGCUCAACCCGUUGUACCAGUUAACCCACCUUUACCCUUACCUCCUGCUAAGCGUCAAGCCACUGCUGGUAGGGCUUAUGCUUUAGAGUUACCAGGACCAACCGGACCACCUCAGGGUCCGAUUUCAGGUUUGUUUUCCUAACCAAUUGAGUGUUGCAUAAUUUUUAAAUGAUUGGUAAAUUGGUGAUAAAAAAAAAUAGUAUAAAAGUUGUUGAGUAAGUAAUUGAUGGGAAAGUCAAUUAUUGUCAGCGACUUUUCUUGUGGGUGGAAUAUCCGCCCACAUCCUUUUCGAUUCGGGAGCAACACAUAGUUUUGUAGCUCCCGAAGUAGCAUCAUGAUUCGAUGGAGAAUUCACUAAGGUGAAUUUAUCCAUUCCCGUUCUAACUCCCGGAGAUCAUGUUCUUGAAACUGAAGGUUGUAUUCUAACAGUUCCAAUCAUUAUCCAAGAUAUGGUUUUUCCGGCUGAUUUGCUAGUUCUCCCCUUAGAGAGGUACGAGGUAAUCU